UGUCCCCGGGCCAAGAUGGCGGCGCGGUGCUCUACACGCUGGUUGCUGGUGGCUGUGGGGACCCCGCGGCUGCCGGCUGCAGCGAGGAGAGGGGCCCGGCCGCCCGGGGGGUGCGAGGUGGGGGCGUCGCUGGGCCGCAAGCUGAGCGUCACCACCUUCCCGCCUUCCCUAGGAGCUCGAGGCCCCGGGGCGCUGCUGACAUUGAGACCCGGUGUCAGCCUCACAGGAGUAAAAAGUUACCCUUUUGUUUGUACUGCCUCCUUCCACACGAGCGCGCCUUUGGCAAAAGAGGAUUAUUACCAGAUAUUAGGAGUGCCCCGAGAUGCCAGCCAGAAAGAGAUCAAGAAAGCCUAUUACCAGCUUGCCAAAAAAUACCACCCAGACACGAAUAAGGACGAUCCCAAAGCCAAGGAGAAGUUCUCCCAGCUUGCAGAAGCCUAUGAGGUGCUGAGUGAUGAAGUGAAGAGGAAGCAGUAUGAUGCCUAUGGCUCCGCGGGCUUCGAUCCUGGGGCUGGCAGCUCUGGGCAGAGCUACUGGAAAGGAGGCCCCACAGUUGACCCAGAGGAGCUCUUCAGGAAGAUCUUUGGGGAGUUCUCAUCAUCUUCUUUUGGAGAUUUCCAGAGUGUAUUCAAUCAGCCUCAGGAGUACAUUAUGGAGUUGACCUUCAAUCAAGCUGCCAAGGGCGUCAACAAGGAGUUCACUGUGAACAUCACUGAUACCUGUGAGCGGUGUGACGGCAAGGGGAACGAGCCUGGCACCAAGGUGCAGCACUGCCACUACUGCGGCGGCUCUGGCAUGGAAACCAUAAAUACAGGCCCUUUUGUGAUGCGCUCCACGUGUCGGAGAUGUGGUGGCCGAGGCUCCAUCAUCACGACUCCCUGUGUGGUAUGCAGAGGAGCAGGACAAGCCAAACAGAAGAAGAAAGUGGUGAUCCCCGUGCCUGCUGGAGUCGAGGAUGGCCAGACUGUGAGGAUGCCUGUAGGAAAAAGAGAAAUUUUCAUCACAUUCAGGGUGCAGAAAAGCCCCGUGUUCCGGAGGGACGGCGCAGACAUCCACUCCGACCUCUUUAUUUCUAUAGCUCAGGCUCUUCUUGGAGGGACAGCCAGAGCCCAGGGCCUGUAUGAGACCAUCAAUGUGACGAUCCCCCCUGGAAUUCAGACAGACCAGAAGAUUCGGAUGAGUGGGAAAGGCAUCCCCCGGAUUAACAGUUAUGGCUACGGAGAUCACUACAUUCACAUCAAGAUAAGAGUUCCAAAGAGACUGACAAGCCGGCAGCAGAGCCUGAUCCUGAGUUAUGCCGAGGAUGAGACUGAUGUGGAGGGGACGGUGAAUGGCGUCACCCAGACAAGCACUGGUGGCAGCACCAUGGAUAGCUCCGCAGGAGGCAAGGCUAGGCCCGAGGCUGGGGAGGACAAGGAGGGAUUCCUUUCCAAACUUAAGAAAAUGUUUACCUCCUGAUAUCCCAGCCGAGGAAAACGGUCCACUGGAAACUAGGCCUGGAGCAGCUGGCCCUCCUCGCGGCCAAGGCAUCUUGGAGACAGGAGGAUUCCAGCACAGCAGCACCAAGCCCCUGCUUGCAGAGGUCCUCUGGACUACUUUGGCAACAGCAAAAUCAUGUGACAACACACCUCUCCACAUAAGAGUCACGGUGGACAGCCCCUCGGCAGUAACGCGUGGCAUGCCUAAGGGCUGGUAGAAGUUUCCUGUCCACGGGUGGGUAACUCGGCCUCUUCUGGCUUAGGCAGGGUAAGACAGCUGGACACUUCUUGCAGAGCCAAAACUCUAAUUUGGAAUCGAAUGUGGUGGAGAUCUUAGUUAAAAAAUUAAAGGCCAUGCUUACAGCUUAAAAAUGAAGCCUUAAGCUGCGUCGAGUCAUGAAGUGAUUAAUUUUCCUCUCAUCAAACCUCUGGGAGGUUCUGGAAUGAAUUUUUCCUGACAGGUUGUCUUUUCCAGGAACGUGGCGCCUAUAUGUCCCACCAGCGUCAUCCACCCCUCAGCAGGGGCAUCACUUGCUCUUCUUCGAAUUUGUUUUAAUUCCCAAAGGUACCAAGGAGCUGGAACGUGGGGGCUUUGGGGCCUGGGGAGACACAUAUGAAGAGCCUCCUGGAGAUGCUGCUCCUGACCACAUGGGCCGUGAUCUUUGUCAGGACGGACAGUCCCUCCUGUGGCCUCUCGUCCCUGACUGUGGAGUUCUCUUGUUCUAAGCCAGGUGCGAGUAGGGCUCCUGCCCUUCUGGGGACCUCAGCCGUCUGUGGCCAUGGCCUGGGGCAGACUAAUGCACUCAUUAACCCGGAGCCCUGCCCUCGCUGCCAGUCGGGGUCUUGGUUCUCCCCACUCACACUGUUGACAGCUGUUUUCAGAAGUGUGUUUAAAUUAUUCAGUGCUAAGAAUCAUUGUCUUUUCCCAUAUAAAUAUUUGUUCAGCAAAGGAAAGCACAGUCUAAGCAGUUGAAGGCUCUCCACUGUCCAGCCAGAGCAGAACAUACUGUUUUCCCAGCCUCAGCCUGUAGGAUGUACAGGUUCCGUGUGUUUCCAGAUCCUCCCACUGUGGUAAGACAGGUUAAUGGAGAACACUUCGGAAUAGUUUCCUUUUUGUUUUCCUUCAUAAUUUACUAAAAUAAAGCAUCUAGUAGUGUCUGAUUUAAGAAUGUAAAAUGAUUCUGUAUCAAUGUAAAUAAGAUUAUCUACUGCAAAAAGAUAUUUAAAACCUAAAGUGUGGUCACUUCUUCUUUGAAAGAAUUCAAACAGCUUUCUCCAGGUGGCUUAGCAGGGGAUUACUGGUGCUCGUCUACAAAUAGGGCCGCCCCAUGUUGCUGCUGGCUUUCCUGGGGCCAGCUGCAGAGGUGGCUAGCCUUGUCCACGGAGUCAUGCCCACCCAAGAGCACACGCACACUGACAGAUGGGUGACGCUUUGACAAGUGCAGACCCUCUCCAGCCAAGUUCCCAGACCAGGGAGCUCACCAUGAAACGAUGUGCUGAUUUGAACGAAUGUUGUAGAAUUGGGUGUGUUGCUUUUUCUUUGGGAGCCUGCAACAUGAGUGAUGUGCUGUGCAGCCUUGUUACUAUCUCCCUCACUAUGUUUUUUAUUUUCCUCCAUUAUUUUCAGAGGAAUAUUAAGGUUCUUUUUUCAUGUUAAAAUUGUUGUUCAUUGUAGUUGAACUAGUCUGGCUCUCAGCAGAGACUGUCUCACAAAAGCCCCGAAGCCAUCACAGCUGGAGUGGCCUGAGCACAUAGCUCAGCCCCACCUCAGGGUCCUGAGUGGAGCAGCUUGAGGUUUGAGAGCACUUAAAUGGUUGGGUGAAGAAGUUGGGCAAGACCUAAUGGGCAAGAAAGGGGCUCAGCAGUGACUUCCUGCCAAUUUCCAUACUUUUCCUUCAUUCAGGAGUGUCUAUAUAAUAAAUGAUGUUUCCUGAGGG
Messenger RNA from Diceros bicornis minor, 3415 nucleotides. It is a transcript of the gene DNAJA3, whose product is annotated as DnaJ heat shock protein family (Hsp40) member A3. NCBI's taxonomy places the organism in Eukaryota, Metazoa, Chordata, Mammalia, Perissodactyla, Rhinocerotidae. The record is from RefSeq and is a predicted model, not a curated record. Gene Ontology annotation, molecular function: protein kinase binding; heat shock protein binding; ATP binding. Gene Ontology annotation, cellular component: mitochondrion. Bases 16 to 1458 code for a protein of 480 amino acids. The transcript is spliced from 12 exons. Gene Ontology annotation, biological process: mitochondrion organization; response to heat; protein folding.